AUGAGUUUAAAUCCUUCAUUUCAAUGCAUGUCACAAGUUUGCUCGCAAUAUCUUGAUGCUCCUAAGAUGCGACGUAAUACCUUUGAUCGUCUUCAAAAUGAUACAAAUCGAAUAUGGAAAUUUCAACGAUAUUCAUUAAUAUGUGAAUAUUUAUCUCGACCAUCAAUACCAUCCCCAUUUAUUAUUGUUGCUCAUCUUUGGCGAUUGAUAUUUACUACUUUAUCAUUAUGUUCCGAAUCAUCAUGGAUUAGAGAAAAACAUGAUCAAUAUAUAAAAGGAACAAAAUAUGCAAUAAUGUUAGAAGAAAAAUUUGCUAGUAAUAUUGAAACAAUUGAAGAUGCAUUUAGUCACGAAGUUUAUUAUAAUUGUAUGAAGAGUGCUGAAAAAUUCACUAAUGAGCAUGAUCUUGAUGAAGAACGAGUACAAACACCACAAGAUUCAAUAGCCAAGAAAAUGCAAAUACUUGAGACUCGACAAGAUAAUGUAUUAGAAUAUCUUCGCUGUUUAAUGAAUGGUAUGAAAAUGAUGGCAGGUGAAUGUAUUAAAGUGUCUGAACUCCGUCGUCUCGAUGCAGAGGAAUUAAUUGAUGAAACAAUCGGUCCUAGUGAUCAGUCAAGACGAGAUCUUCAACGAGAUUCGAUAAUAGCGGAUACACGUCGCACAUCAAUCACUCCUGGAAUUUUACAAGUUUCAUCGAUGAAUUUUUUUCAAUCUCUUAAAACGUAA
This is a messenger RNA of Rotaria sp. Silwood1, 726 nucleotides long. Lineage: Eukaryota; Metazoa; Rotifera; Eurotatoria; Philodinida; Philodinidae. The record is from the annotation of a GenBank genome assembly.